AUGAAGAGAAAGAUAGAUUUGGUUGAAGAAGAACACGAGAGUGAACAUGAAGAAAGUGAAAGUUCUGGUGAUGAAAGCGAGGGUGAAGAACCAAGAAUAAAAGAUGUUUUGAGUCAUCUUUCCCAAGCAGUGUCGGAAAAGCGUGCUUCUGAUUUGCUGCAUAGUAUGGCCGCUUCCAAAGAUAUUCUUUUCUGGACUCCCAGCGGACAAUUACUUCGAAAUAAACACACUAUUCCCGUCACAAACAUCGCCGAGCUAGUUGAGUAUGUGUUACUCAGGUAAAUUAAGGCAUGGGUCCCCAAUGAUUCAGUCAAAAAGUGAUGGGGGGGGGGGUGGUCUAUCUCUGAGCACUUAAGCAGUAAAUAAAUGAGACUUUGCCAGAUACAUACAUGUGAGGUUUCUGUCAAUUAGGUGAUUUUCAAUUAUGCAAAUGUUGUCACGUGACUCCACAAGGCCAGAAAACAAUAAAAAGUCUUUAAACGAAAAUGGCAACACUUUUUGUUGUGAGUUAUUAAACCAGACUGGUUUAGGACAAUGUGUAAUGCAAGCAUCUACAAAACUGUGCUUGGCCUUUUUUGAAUUUUUUACUGUUUUAGAAAAUAAACGACUUUUUCAACUAGACCCAGUCCCCCAAAGGAUUUGUAUCCCAUCUUAACGCCUUGGAUUUGAUAUAUCUAAAAAAGGCCAAGCACAGAAGUGAUAUAUUAAAAGGUCUUAACAUUAUGCAACCCGUAAAAUGAUUGAGAACACACGAAAAAGUGUUGCCGUUUCAAGAACAAGCUUUUUCAGCCGAUAGAGGUCACGUGACCUAAUUUGCAUAAUUUUAAAGCACGAAAUUGACACAAACUGAAGAUGUGGGUAGCUGGCAAAGUUUUAUGUCUCUUCAUCUAAAGCUCUUAGAUAUAGACCACCCCCUCAGUUUUGAAGAGAGCAAAUUAAGGCAAAUUGAGGCCCAUGCCUUAAUUUACCUGAGUACUCCCCCAUAACAAUGAGGUUACCAAGCCUCGUGUGCUGAGUACGUUUCUAGAUGGACUUACAGAGUUAGGAAUCGAUAAAGGUUUAAUCAAGAACAAAAUGUUGUUAAGUGAUCUAAUAGAAAAGGAAAAAGGCUACCGAAAUGUAGAAAAUACUUCCGAUAACGAGAGUAAUAAUGAGGAGAGUUCAUUGGAUAUUGAAAAUCAGGAGGAGGAUGAGGAAGUGGCUUCUGAGAAUGGCGUUGAAGCUGAAGGCACCCAAGAGAGCGACAACGACACUAAAAACGAUAGUGAGGAAACAGAAAGUAGUAGCCCUGAAACGUCCACCACCUUUCACUCUAAAUGUCCCUGUGAACAUUGCGAAAACUCUAAUGUGUACUCGACAUUGAUCAUGAAAUGUCCU
This is a messenger RNA of Porites evermanni, 1377 nucleotides long. Lineage: Eukaryota; Metazoa; Cnidaria; Anthozoa; Scleractinia; Poritidae. The record is from the annotation of a GenBank genome assembly.